Messenger RNA from Zootoca vivipara (common lizard), 2237 nucleotides. RefSeq names its product centromere protein M (gene CENPM). The record is from RefSeq and is a predicted model, not a curated record. Lineage: Eukaryota; Metazoa; Chordata; Lepidosauria; Squamata; Lacertidae.
ACUGGCGGCAGUUUGAAACCUGAGGUGGCGCUGCUGUAAUUUGUGAUAAUGGCGGCGUUGGCUGCUUUUGCCAAGCUCCCAGCAAUCAACUCUGCCACCGUUUUGUUGGUGGGAACAAAUGAAGAUUUCCAAGAGCAGCUAGCAGAGACAAUGCUUAAGGAAAAAGAAGAUUUUAAAAUAAAUAUCCACUUGACAAGGUCUCUUCCUUUACCUGCAGAGAGAGAUCACAUGCGGCCUCAAAUUAAUCUGAUUGUUUUUAUGAUUAACGUAAAAAGCAAAUACAGUUUUAAGGAUAUUGAAUCUUCACUGCUACAUGUAGAUGCCAACUUUUUCCUUGGAAAAGUGUGCUUUCUGAUCAUAGGUGCAUGUGGAAUGAAUCAAAUCAGUGUGGACGUGGACGCUGCCUUGAAGCUGGCAGAUCGUUACUGCAGCCCUGUUCUAUUCUGUGAACUGGAAUGUGAGGAUAUCAGGAUUUCCACAGCUCGACAGCUGCUCCGGAUGCUGAAAAUAUGUGCUGGUCAUGUGUCAGGAGUUUCUGCACUCUCCUUCAGUUCGUUAAUGGGAAGUUACAAUGAUUACUCCAGUAUCAUGGAAUAAAGUUUUAUAUUUUUCACUUAUCAGUGAUUUCUGGGUGAACUAAAAAUUUCUGUGCUUCUUUUACAAAGAAAUGAUGUCACAUGUCAUUUAUAGUUAAUAAUGAUACUUGUGUGUGUUUCAGAAAUAAAGUUUAAAUAAUAAAUAAUACUGAAUAGAAGACAGGGGCACUAGAAGCGGAGAUUACAUAGCUUCAAAAUAGCCAAAUUGGUCCAAGGACUGAGAACCCACCUUUUGGGCUUUCAAGAUAGGCAUCUUUGUUUAUCCAAUAUGUCUGUAUGGCCUUGUGGGUUUUUUUCCAAUACUCUGUGUUUGGAAACUAAUCAGACAGUCAAAUGGCUAGCGGGUCAACGUGGAAAGGCAGUUAAAUGUAAAUCUAUGUUGUGCUUCCAGAACUAAUUGAUGGGCAAGCUUUUAAUUCCAGAAAUUCAGCUGCAGGUUGGCAACUACAGUUAAGUGGAAGAGUUGCCUCUGAAUUCUAACAUAAGUAUAAAAUAGUAAGUGUCUCUUACAUGCCUGUGCAUUUAUGCUGGUGUCUAGUAGACUCUUAACAACUAUGCUUUGUUGAGUAAAGCAGAGCCUUAAUGACAAUCUGCGCAAAAAGAGGAUGGGUAACUUGACCAGCCCUAGAACAUUAAUGACCUUUUUGAUGGAUAGGCACACACAGUCCAGUCAGAUUGUAAAACACAUCUGUUGUUUGUGCUAGUUAAAAAUAGGUCUCCAGAAUAUAGUACUGACAGCAAAGUAGGUUGUAUCAAUCUAGUAUCAGAGUAUAGGUAGACUGAGCAUGAAGAGACAUGUUAAGUUAAACAUUGAGUAGUUGGGAAGAAGCUGCAAAAUAGCACAGAAGCUCUUUUUACUAUAAUACUCCUGUCCCUUCCCUGAUGGGUUAGUUUUCCUACCCAAGUUCUGAGAUUAAUUAUCCUUAUUAUGGAUACUUUUUGUUCUUGAGAGCAGGACGGUGUGCAACAUAUGCUUACAUAAGUGGUGUGUAUGAAAGGGUAAACAUAUUACUAUACUAUGGUCUUGAUUGUGGAAAAUAUUUGUAGGUUAAAUUAAUCAAUAUGGAAAAUAGAGACUACUUUAUUUAUUACUGCUGUAUUUUGAUAUCACCAUACUUGGUUUGGAGAACAGCUGAAGGGAAGCAAGAACCAUUUCAAAUGUAAUUAAUUUCAUACAUGAUAUACAUCUGCAUAGGUAUAGAGAAAAAUGUAAAUUGUGUGAUCAAGUGGCCCUGAAAUGCAAGAGGCUGCCUGUGCUGUUUCCUUGUAUGUAGCUACCGUAGUGCUUUUUCCUUUGUGAUUUCUUGCAGUUGUCAGUGUAACCACAAGAUGGUAGCAAGACCUUUGUUAAAUACCAAUCAUGCUCAGAAGCUUUAGGGCUAGGCUGCUACUUAUAAAACCACUUUAUGUGUUGGGUAUCUGAUCCAGGAAACAGAAUUCCUAAAUACAGCAUUAAACAGCAGUUUAUAUAAGCAGCAUUAAAUAAAUGUUUAAAGUUACAAUUUCCAUUUUGCUUUUAUUUCACUGCUGGCUUGAAUGGGACAAAAGCCAUGGCAGCUAAUUGGGUUUGGUCAAUUAUCAGUGCUAAUUGGUAAUUUGCUGUUAUCACACUUAUGUCUAAAAGGAAAAUCCCAUCUACUU